Fusarium verticillioides 7600 is the source of this 1125-nucleotide messenger RNA. RefSeq lists its product as hypothetical. The coding region runs from base 100 to 831 and encodes 243 amino acids. Gene Ontology annotation, cellular component: cytoplasm; ribonucleoprotein complex; nucleus. NCBI's taxonomy places the organism in Eukaryota, Fungi, Ascomycota, Sordariomycetes, Hypocreales, Nectriaceae. The transcript is spliced from 3 exons. The record is from RefSeq and is a predicted model, not a curated record. Gene Ontology annotation, molecular function: mRNA binding.
ACCAGGUACAUAGCCUUUACACCUUUACCCCCCAUAAACCAACAGAGCCUCAACACCGUUGGCAUCAAUCUCGCCCUUCUUCAUCAGUAUACCUACAUUAUGGCUUCCAAGAUGCCUAUCUCUACUGUAUACGUCCAAAACCUCGAAGAGCGCGUCAAGCUUGAUGCGUUGGUGGAUGCCUUGAGAACAGUAUUCGCAGCGUUCGGCAAUGUUGUCGAUAUUGUGGCGAAGAAGAAUCUGCGUGCCAAAGGACAGGCAUUUGUCGUCUAUGAUAGCCCUGAAAGCGCCCAAGAUGCUAUCAACGAAAUCGAUGGGUUCGAGCUUUUCGGCAAACCUAUGAAACUUGCUUUCGCGCGAACGCAGAGCGACAAGACCGUUGAAUUAAAGGGCAAUCAGGAAGAGCUCGAACAGCAUAAGCGCCAUCGACAGGCUGAGAAGGAUAAACGCAAGGCUCUUGAGUCUGCGGAAGAGCAGAGACAAAUCAACAAGCGAGGCUCUGGCUCAGUCAACGACAAUCGACCUGCAAAGGCCGCGAAAUCAUCAGGCCUCAAGUCAACCAGCGCCACAGCAUCCGGCAGCGUGCUUGACGAGUUCCUCCCACCCAACAAGAUUCUUUUUGUCCAGAACUUCCCCGAAGACUAUGACAUUGAGGCUUUGACCAGCGUGUUCGGCCGGUUUGACGGAUUUCGCGAGGUUAGGCUGGUACCUGGUCGCCGUGGUAUCGCAUUUGUCGAAUACGAGGCAGAACAAGGCGCUAUUACUGCCAAAGAAAACACGGCUGGUUUACACCUGGGAGACAAACCCAUCAAGGUCACCUACCAACGACAGUGAAUAUAAAUGCUAGUAUUGAUAGGAAGGCCAUAAUUGCUAAUUGGUACGGCCACAACGUUGCCUGCUGGGAUACUUAUUUAAUAAUAAACACAACACACAUCAAGCGAUCUCCUGCACUCCAAAUAUUGUACUAUGACAGCCUGUUUGUCGCACGCUUCCGAGGCAGCUUACCGCCCCUCUCAAAAAAUGACGUCUUCGUCGGUCUCCGGGCGCCCCAGGGACAUCUGGCAGGGUGUGAAAUCAGGGCUUUCUGGAACUUUGUCUCCGGCCCCGGCACGAAAUGCUUUCCGCCUC